Messenger RNA from Vanrija pseudolonga, 603 nucleotides. It is a transcript of the gene Nat9, whose product is annotated as N-acetyltransferase 9. Lineage: Eukaryota; Fungi; Basidiomycota; Tremellomycetes; Trichosporonales; Trichosporonaceae. Gene Ontology annotation, molecular function: N-acetyltransferase activity. The record is from RefSeq and is a predicted model, not a curated record. Bases 1 to 603 code for a protein of 200 amino acids. The transcript has 5 exons.
AUGCUCCUCAACGAGAACAUCACCAUACAUGGCGACAAGGUCAUUCUCACCUACCACGAGUGGAUGAAGUCGCCUGAGCUCUUGGAGUUGACAGCCUCUGAACCUCUAACAUUCGAAGAAGAGCUAGACAUGCAGCAGCUUACCUUCAUCCUGUUGGCACGGCCGACGGAACUUCCAGCAUCCACCACGCCUGUUGUUCCUCCGUCAGAGUUGUCCAAGUGCCGAAUGAUCGGUGACGUCAACCUGUUUCUUCCCAACGGGCCCCAAGACGAUGUCGAGUGUGAGAUUAUGAUUGCAGAGGCCGACUUCCGUCGCAAGGGAUUGGCCUUCGAGGCACUGCAACUCUUCCUCACCUACGCCAUUCACUCAGACCUGCAGAUUCCUCCUGCCAACCUCAUAGCUCGGAUUGGCUCGAAGAAUACAGCGUCCAUUGCGCUGUUUGAGCGGCUGGGGUUCAAAACAGUCAAGGUUGUCAGUGUGUGGGAUGAGGUGGAGAUGAGGUGGGGGUGGGACACGGCUGCAGAAGCCGUAAAGGGAACGAGCGCCGACUGGCCCUCCGCUUUGCUCGAUGGGCGUUUGGGUUCGUACGAAGCGAGGUCGUGA